Molecule: messenger RNA, 3744 nt
Organism: Durotheca rogersii
Lineage: Eukaryota; Fungi; Ascomycota; Sordariomycetes; Xylariales; Xylariaceae
Exons: 1
Coding region: 1-3744 (1247 amino acids)
Source: RefSeq, a predicted model, not a curated record
AUGGGCGCAGCGAAGGACGGUAACGGUCCUUCGUCUGCAAACCCCUUCGCCCCGUACCAGCAGCCGCACCGAACGACGACGACACGCACCUCGCAGAGUCACGGGAGCUACGAGGUCGGCGAGGCUAGCACCACCUCGACUUUCCUAGACGCCGCCUCCGCAAGUUCAAUGGCCUUGGCCACCUCGUCCGCCCUCAUGGACGCCGGCGAGUCCAGCCCGAGUCGGUAUGCGCCGGAUCAGGGGACGAGAGAUCUCAACCAUGAAAUGCAAAAACGACGCCGAUCGUACAAGACGCGAUCGAGUGGCGGCUUUCUCCUCGCUAAUACCAUGCUCGACGAGGCCCCGAAGACCUCCCCCACGAGUCGGGAUGACGGUCGUAGGCGGUCGCGCAUACCGGUGGACAGUCGCAAAGGAAAAUCUCCCUUGAAUAUGGCGGACGGGACGGAUGCGAGGGCUUUCUCGCCAACCGGUCUAGGUAUAGACUCGCCAAGCGUUAGGAGGUCGAGCGACGGCCAACCCAGACGGCUGAGCCCCGUCCCCGAUGAUGAGAGACGACAUAGCCCGAGCGGACGUGCCUCGAGGAUACCGACGCUACGGCCUAGCACAGCGCCCCUCGACGCCGACUCCACUCAGAUCGUGAAUAUGGCCCUCAACCUCAGCGAAUCGAGACGCCUCGCGGCUCGGAGAAACGUGUCGAGUCCUAUGCCCCCCCGGCUCGCCCAGAUUCCCGAUACGCUGGGGGGGACUGGUCUGAAGCAGCACUUGCAUCAACAGAGGAGAACUUCUCGCACAGUUUCUCCAAAUCCCGACCGGGCCCUCACGCCUAGACCCUUGUCUAGUCCUAGGGUGGCAAGCCCAUUGAAGGGCGCGUUUGAUCACGACGGCACCUAUACCUAUCACUUUUCAUCUUCGACCCUGAAUCGGGCACAGAAGGCGAAGGAAUACCUCGAGUUGAUGGCGCAAUAUAGGCGUCUAUUACAGUUUGUACCGCCGCUGAGACAAGAUAUGCGUUCCCGGCCCUCGAGUUCCAAUCACUCGAUGUCUCCAACGGCCCCGAAGCCUCCUUUGAACCCUCUCACCGGCUCGCCACAUGUCCCUUUGGGCCGGCCUUAUAACCCGCUUCAGUACAUCCGAAAUCGAAAGGUUCGGGCACGGGAACGUAAGGCCAUCGACGGGGAAGCGCAGGGUUUCUCGGAUAUCUCGAAAGUGACGGAUUGGAUUGACGAAACGACAAGAUCCUCCACCACGUCUACCUUAUUGUCGGGGGUUCCUACGCUGCCUUCGUUCCCGGGCGCUCACGAGAAUCCCGAACAAGACCUGCCCCCUUCCAACAUACCCCGGCCUAUCUCGAUUGUGGGUAAACCGAAGCGACUAAGAGUUGACUGGAGUAUUGACCCUGCAGACAUGCUUGCGGAUACGUAUUGGCUGGAGCAGGGAGACAAUAAAUAUCUUAUCGAGGACCGUGAUUAUUCGAAGAUAUUUCCCCGAAAACCAGAGGCGAACGAGCCCGCUGGGCCUGCGGUUCCCGUUCUCUCCCCUAGAGGAAGCGAAGUUGGCGAUGCUGCCAUUGCUGUAGAAACCGAUAUCUUGAGCCCGACCCGAGUAGAGACUGAAUCGUCUCUUACUAGCGCACGGGAACGUGCUCGCCAAAAGCUUCAGGACUUGAGGGGAAUACACCACCGGCAGCAUAGCCAUGCACAUGGCCAUCACCACGACCUGCUUCGAUUUAGGAAAGGUUCGCUGUCGGAUACGUCGGAUAGCGAGAGCGACCGGAAGAGACGAAACCGCACUGAUACUAUCACUGCCAAUGGCACAGACCUACUGGUGAAGCAGAUAAAUGAUAUGUUGGCAAAAGAAGCUAGUGAGGAGCAGAAAGAGAACUUGGUCGAGGCUGAUGGAGGAUACCUCAAGCAGCUACCGUCGAGGAUGGCGACACCGGAGAAGUCCACUCAAGCAUCGGAGAUGAUGCAUAGUCGCAGGGGCUCGCGAGCUGAGGACCAAGAAAAGGUCAACCGUGGAAGAGCAUCGCCUAUUCUCUCUCCGCUUGGGUCCGGGCGUGCUAGCUUGGAAGUUCCUGGUCAGAAUUUUCGGUUUUCGAUGGACCUUGACUCAUCUCGACCUGUGUCGCCGGAUCCAAAGUCACCGCGAGUCCAGAACGGCCAAGUGUCGACAGUGGGCAUGGACCACUCGCCGCCUCAGAGCCGGCCUGGGUCUCCUAGCCGGAAGCCCUUCUCAAGAGUCAAGAAAAUCUUCCGCGAUCGUAGCCGGGAACGCGCUGCCGAUCAUGUACCUAUCGAGAAAGAUAUCAAGGUGGAGACUCCCGCUGGGACGCCCGAGCCGCUCAGCCUCUCUUCGCUGGCGGUAACAAGACUUCAAUCGCCGGAUCAGCGGAGGUCCAAGAGCCUGACGCGCAAGGUCGCCCCGAAAUCUAAUGAAGCUCCCAAGGGGCAUCGGACCAUAGCUAGCGUCAACCUGAGAGGAGACGAGCUCGGCUUGCGGAGAAUUUUCAAAGGCGGCGCCAAGAUAGAUGGCGUGAUACGGGGUGGUGUGUCUAAGGUCACUGAUCUCAUUUGGAAGAAGGACUCGGACGGCGACACCGAUUCGUCAUCGAGCGGGGACUCGGAUGCCGAGGGGAGAAGGGGUAGGAGCAAGGUGGCCGCCGCCUUGUCUCGCGAUAGCUCUAAGCGCCGGCGUCAUCUGGAGGCCCCGUCCCCAUCCAAGACCACAGCAGGAUCUCAGGACACGACAACCUCACAGGAGACGGAGCUUCCCGUUCUGCAUAGUCCUACGUCGCGGCCUAGUAGGUCGCCUCGUUUUGAGCGGUUGAAGCCCCCUCGCAUCGAUAUCCGCAAAGCUUCGCCCUCGGAUUUCGACCGCGCGAAAAUCCGGUUGUCCGGCGAGUUCGAUGUUUCCGAUACAGAACGGCGCGACCGCGACUCGGACACCCAGGCCGAGAGACCACAAGAUCCUCUACAAGAUACGGGUGAUGUCGGCCCUAUCCCACCAUCAUCCCGAGCUCUACAGACUCGGCCUCGGCAUGCGUCCAUGGCUCUUUCGCACCGGGAUCGUCAGUGGUCGGUCUCGAACCAGAGCCCCUCGUCGCAUGGCGCGCAGAUCUCGAGACAUGAAGCUGCUCGUCUCCGUGCGCUCGUGCUCUGCACCGGCAUCAAGGCGAUGGAGAUCUCACGGCGCGCGCACGAACCACGGCCGCUCUUCGCGCUCGAUAGCUCGGACGUAGGGUUGCCGUGGGCGGACUUCAGCCUCUUCGCGGCCGCGGAUGGACGGUUCAACGUCAGCGUACCGCAGACGGAACUGUUCCCGACCUCGUCGCAGCUCCUGUCGGACAUCAUCGAACGGUCGAUCGCGACCUCGGAGGCGACGGUGACGCGGUUCUCGCUCGAGACAGGCCCGAGCCUGCAGCGGCGGGUGGAGCUUCUGCAGGAUCGGGUCGGAGGUGACCUCGCGGACAUGACGCGCCGGGCGGCGGACGAGGCGGACGAGGUGAGCCGCGACCUGAUGGACUCGCAGCGGCUGCAGGUGAAGCGCGUGGCCGACACCAUGGAUAAGAUGCUGCGGCGGCGACGGCGGCGGUUCCGCUGGGCGCGGCGGGCCGGCUGGCUCGCGGUCGAGUGGGUCCUGGUCGGGUUCAUGUGGUACGUCUGGUUCGUCGUGACGGUCGCGCGGGUGUUCCUCGGCGUCGGGAAGGGCAUCGUCAGCGCGGUCAAGUGGCUGCUGUGGCUGUGA